UUUCUCUCCACUUGCACUCGGUUUCUAGAGCUUUUUUGCACAGCCUCUUCAUUUUCGCAUCCCGCUCUUCUUCUGGUCGCCUCAUCCCUCCGGUAUCCACGACAUCCGAGUAUUCUUCAUGUCUGGUUCCAACAGGAGACAGUCUAAGCGGCUUAGGGGCAUUUCUUCUGCUUUCACUACCGAAGAUUGGAAAUUGGAAGAUGGAUAUUGAAGAAAGGCAAGCGAAGCAUAUAGAGUACUUCGUGGAGCAAUUGUCAGCCCUCAAAGGUUCUGCCUUAGCCACAGUCGUCACGGAUGCCACUUCUCAUCCCUCUCUUUUCACUUUCUCCGAGAUUCUCUCCGUUUUCAACGUUCUAGAGCUCGAAGGAGCUGAGAAUUCUAUUUACCUCGACUUGCUUCGGUUGUUUGCUCAUGGAACAUGGACUGAGUAUAAAAGGUCCUUUGAGAAUUACUUAUGCAAAUUCCAAUGGAGACAUCCCUACUUUGGAAUUGAACCAGUAUGCGUGGACCAAGGUUUUGAAACAUUGCCAUUUGUAACAUUACUCCUAAUUUCAUUUUUCUAUUUAUUCUUGGGCAAUAGAAUGGUUUGUGUUCACUUCUGACAGUAACAAAAUCCUUCACAAAUUCACUAGGUGGCAACAUUGUAUUUUUAGAGUUGAACCAGUAUGUGAUGUGAAGCUUGCUAUUGUAAAAUUAAAUUAAUAACUUGAGCUCAGGCUAUGCAUAUGUUCUGAGCUUUCCCUUUUUCCAUUUGUCACACCAUUUAAGUUUUAUGCUCAAGACUUGUCAUUCUUGAGCUUUAGCUUUCAGUGGACACCCGACAUAUAAAACUGAAUUCAUAAGUUAAAUUGUUAACAUAUUGUCUCUCUUAUGGUUUAUUGCAAUGGAUACCUUGUAUCAUGGUUUACUGA
Messenger RNA from Ipomoea nil (Japanese morning glory), 911 nucleotides. RefSeq names its product COP9 signalosome complex subunit 7-like. The record is from RefSeq and is a predicted model, not a curated record. The coding region runs from base 201 to 602 and encodes 133 amino acids. The transcript has 4 exons. Gene Ontology annotation, cellular component: COP9 signalosome. NCBI's taxonomy places the organism in Eukaryota, Viridiplantae, Streptophyta, Magnoliopsida, Solanales, Convolvulaceae.